UAGUACAUUCGAUAAGGUUAUUUACAUGAUAUUUUGUAUUUUGGUCUCAAAUUUCUAGUAGAAAAUCAUUGUUUUGUUGAUUAGACAAAUUAAGUUAUAUUUAUGAGUGAAUUUUGUAGAUCUUUCAUGAAUCAAGUUUAUUUCGUGGUCCAAGGAUACACUUUGCGUCAAAAUGGGAAGGAGAUUUAAUUUUUCCUUCACUAAGACAUGCCAUCCUCUCGACGACAACGGAACCUCCACCCAGAUACUACAACAAAACUAAUAAUAAUUUAUGAAAACUGACAAAAGGCAACCUACGAUAUCAAGGACACGAAAAACAAUUUUUUUAUAGAGUAAUACCAUUAUUUAUCAAAAAAGAAUUAUACGGUAAACGGGUGGUGGUUUACCUAAGUCAAAAUAAUUAAGGAAGGACAAUAAAAUUGAAUACAAAGAGAGAUGAUCACCCCGGUAGCAGUGGAGAUAGUAAGAGUUAAUGAGUCCUGGUGGAUAUUAAAAAGGGAAUGAGGAAUCCAGCUCUUCGUUUGGUCGGGAUAGCGGCGUCACCAGGGGGUGGCGGCGUUUUUGGCACUAGGGCCGAGGAGGAGUUGCGCUUGUGGCUUGAGUCACGCUUGGACGCAUUGGGGAUUGACCCAGUGGCGUACUCGCGCUUUGUGCUCAGCCUGUUGCGCCGCCCCGACUCGGCCCUGAGUCCCCUCGACGACGAAAUCGGUCGGAGCGGUGGACGACGUCGUAUUCGGUCAAGAGCACAUUUGCAAGGCGACAGAGAACAACGACGCGCCGUCGUUCAAUGUCUUACCAAUGCUGCCGAUCAGAAAUGUCUGGGAGUAGAGUCAUUGGUUGAUGAACUCUGUGCUAAGUUGAGAGACCUCGAGGGUAGUGAAGCUAAUGAAAAAGAGGAAGAAGAAUGUCGAAAAAUAGAGGGAGAACCAAAGAGUAACUUUGAAGCACUUACUCCUCGUGACAGGGCUCUCAGAUACUACGCCGCUUUUCCAGCCUUACAACCUACCACCCCGAAGAGAAAUAUUCACAGAAAGGACAAGAACUUCGGUGCCGCUAACAACAAAAAUCGAAACAUCGGUCUUACUACCGCUACUACUAAUAAAAAUAAUAAUAAUAAUAAAAAUCAUAACAAUAAUAAUAAUCAUAAGAACCACAAAAAUAAAAAUAGUGAUAAUUUCAACGCUAAAGGAAAGAAGAAAACUAAAAUGUCGAUUGUUCAGGCCUUUGAAACUCGUCAUAUGGACGAAAAAGAAACUUUUGGAUUUGCUAAAUCAAUGGAGAAAGAACGCGAAAGAGAACAAGAACGUGAAUUAGAAUUAGAUAAAUUACGUUUAGCUGAAUUACAAGCGAAGUUUAACGAGAGUUUGGAAGCACUUUGGGACAGUGGUCCGGGAAUUAACCAAGAUAAAGCAUCAAUUUGGGCUGCUCCAUCACUUUCAAUUCCUUCAGGCCCACUUUGGCCUGUGGAUCCUGGUGAAGUGUCUCUAAUUUUACCAAUUAACGACAGCGUAUCUACGGUUGAUACUCCUUAUCAAGAAUCGAUUGAUGAUUCUCCAAUUAUUCCCUGGGAUAUUGAUUUAAUUGGAGUUGGCAAGUAUACUGAUGAAAGUUGUGAAAAAGAUAAAAUUGGUUACAAUUUAAGCUGGUCUGAAUAUGGUGGUGAUGGUCCGUGGAAUUGGAAAGAACUUGGGAACAAUUUGAUAAACAUGGACAAAAGUCCUAAAGAUAAAAAUUUCUUUCCAAUUGCCCAACCAAAAACUCCAAAAAAUGAAGUUGAUGCUGAUUUAAAGAUGGAAAGUCAAGAGGAGGAUUUAUUAACUUCUGCUCGCACACAUUUUCGACCAAUUAAAGACGAUGGUCACUGGGCAGAUGGUACUACAUUUCCAGUAAAUAAUCAUCUUGAAAAAAUUACUUACCGUCGUUCUGAAUCUGGAAAUCUACUUUAUUUACCUGGAGAUGAAAAUCCUUAUAUGGAGUUUCGUGAUACACCAUCACCAUCAGCUAAUUUUACACUUAAAUUUCGUGUCCGUCAGUGUGAUAAGGGAAUUCAAACUGAUCCUGUUCGAUCACCAGUUAAACGUAGAAUUCUCGCUGAAGCUGAUCAUAUUUACUAUUCAGUUCAUGAUGAUGAUGUUUUGAUUGCUGAUGAAGAAGAUGAUAAAGAUUUUAUCAUCAAUCAAAUGCCUUGGAUUCAACCGAGUUUGUCGUUACUUAACGAUAGAAAAAGGAGACACAGCAGCAGCUUCAAUUGUCGGCCAUUAACAGCCUUACGCCCGCUGACGUUAUAAAAAAGGCUAUUUCAGUCUCAAGGAAAAAACGGCAAGACGGGUUUUAGCUGUUAUAAUAAUUAAAGAAAGAAUAGUUAAACAAUAUAAAGAAACUAGAAACAAAGCAGAAGCAACAAGAAAGAAAGAACUUUCAACAACACAAAGAAGUUAGUAAAUAAUUACGUAAUUAACGUAUAACAGGGGGGUCCUCUUGGCAUGUGGAAUUUGUUAUGCAUGAACCCAAGGAGGUACAGCUAAACCCCCUUGCUAAAA
Messenger RNA from Chelonus insularis, 2540 nucleotides. RefSeq lists its product as uncharacterized. The record is from RefSeq and is a predicted model, not a curated record. Bases 501 to 2288 code for a protein of 595 amino acids. NCBI's taxonomy places the organism in Eukaryota, Metazoa, Arthropoda, Insecta, Hymenoptera, Braconidae. The transcript has 6 exons.